AUGCAGAAGGUAGAGGACCGUGAAGGCAUAAAAGUCGACGAAAUGAUAUACUCUGGGAAGAAAUUAACGGGGGAAAGGCAAUUGAGAGACUAUUCCAUCAAGGACGGAGCAACAAUACACUUGCCGUCAAACCAGCCACAACUUCGAUCAAACAACAACGAGAAGCCAAUCUUUGCUCCUAGUACCCCUCCUGCAAGCCAUGCACCCACAUCUUCAUCAGCAGGCGUGCGGGGACACUGAAAGAGAUGUAAUGAGGAAAGAUCACUGCACCUGAAAACCCGGGAUUCAAAACGUCCGGAAACAACGAGGGCCCAUUGCAGGAGCAAUUCGUCGAUCAAUCAUUUGACGAGGACGAUUACUUGAUUGACCCGGAAAACCACUACGAUAAGCUGAACAGCCUGGAAAAGAUGGUAAUAGAGCGGUCAGAGCACUACCACUCAGAUGGAAAUUACCAGCCAACGAUAAGACAUAUUGAUAGAGAUGUUUUGCUAGCAGACCUUCGUUGCGAUCAACUGUUUUCAAGGCGCCUACUGCAAAUUGCACCUCUUUCAAACACUUUCUCACCCCCCUCAGAAGGAGCAGAGCAAAGCAUAAGAUCUGCUAUAUUGAGUCUUGGGAACAGCUAUCUUAUUCUGUCCCAAAUCCUCAGGACAAUGAACAGCUUGAUGGCAACAGGAUUUUGUGGUGAUUCCAUCACAGUGUUGAUACAACGAGGUGCUAAAGGUGACGCCCUUGCAGAAAUGGUGCAGAUCGAAAGGGACGCAAUCUUGAACUUCCACGUGGGCAUUGCAGAGACAAUCAAGGGAAUCUUGGGACGUCUAAAGAUAUUAUCAAAAGGCCGUAGGACAGCCGUCAUCAUGGGAGUUCUCUUCCCAGCAUGUGAUAGAAUCAUGGAGAUUCUUGGAAUCACAUUUGGGGAUCAGCUUUUCCCGCACCAUGUUCUACUUCUCUGUCGUAUACUUACAUUGGUUCUCGACCUUGGGCUGGUUUCCUACGUGGGGUCCCAUGGUUCUCGUUUUGACCUCGAAUAUUUUGAAGUUGAUAAACCAGAAAUUGUUGUGGCAUCUGACAUGCAUAGCAAGAUUGGAUUUGUAUUUUCCCUUCGAAAGCUAGCUUGUCUCAACCAAUUCUUGAAUCAUCAGCAAGUCUGGACAUUUCAACCAUUUUCAAGAGAUUCCCUAAAACUCGGGCCUCCAAUCUCAAUCUUGACGUCAAUUGAAGCUUUUGCAAACACCUGGGGACCACUUUGGGAAGUACCUGCGGGGGAAGAUUUCCCUAAUCAUAUAAGGCGACUAAAUGUCGCCACAGGCUAUAUUAGCCGUGCUGAGCCGGGUACUGAGUGUCAAAUCGAGGAUGCGGUGGCCUGCCAUUGGUUUGAGUCCUCAGAUGUGGCUCCUCGGCCAUAUGAACAGGCGCAUGAAAGCACACCCAUUGAAAGAAACCAGAGAAUGGUCAUUGGUGCCUCAAAUUACUCGGCUCUAACAACAAACAAGACCUGCACAUAUAAGCUUGACGACCUAGAAAGAGAAUAUGGACUCCACAUGUCACCUCUAGAUACUUCAGCCUCCAGUUGGACCUACGAUGAGCGACAAGUAGGUUUCUCGGCAUCUCAAUACAUUGGAAUCACCGUGCUAGGAACCCAGAAAAAACUACCUUGUGUUACGCAGAACCAAGCUAUCUGGAAUAAAUGGACAAAUCAGCCUACACGAGCAAAUCCACGCAUCCUCAAUUCCUAUCUUGGUGUUGAAAUUAGCCGUUGUACUGGAAAUGCCAGGCGAGUCAAACUACGUGACCUGUUCACCAUUGAAUCCAUUCAGGCACUAAUAAACAGGCAAUUCCCAGAUUGGGCGUCAUCCACUGGAUUUGGACGAAGUCUUGAAUCGGCGUUGCUGAGCGAUAACGGCUUGGCAAUUGAGGAGAUUUGGGUAAAAUACUUCAAGUCACGGCAGCAAAUGGCAGAAAUCGUUUGUUGUGUAUUAGAGAUGCUCGAGAAAUCAGGGACCUCAGCAGGAAAUUUUACUUCCGCAUUCUUGAACCAGAAUCGAGAAUUGUCGAUGCCUAUCGAACCUCGCUUAAAUAACUGGACCGAAUUUCUGGAAGACUCUCAUCUAACAGCCGUUUAUGCCAUCGUCAGUGAGAAUUGUCUUGAAAGUGUAGAAUCAGGUUACUCUGUUGCUACUUGCAAUGAUAUGUCAAAUCCCUCGGAAUUUACCGUAUUGCAAACACAAAUCGCAGUUCCCGACGCAGUGAACUCUAAAAACAAAAUCUGGCUUAAUCAGGGAGGUUGUAUACAACGAGAAACCAAGUUGAGUAGCGGUACCCAACUUCUCACCUGGGAGCAGAGUAGAGCUCGCGAGCUUGGUGGCAAGAUUGGCAAGUUCCUGCGGAGUAAACAUGCUAUUCCACUGAGUCGUGAAGUCCAAGACGACAACGAGCUGGGUGGUCAACACUUCCGGGUUUUCGUCAGAUCAACUGUUCCUAGUCAUGGAGGGCUCCGAACUAGACAAAUUCCAAAAGUUCAUAAACCUUUGCAGCAGAAAGUUGAGUCGUUGGAUGGCUCGGUUCCGGUAACAAUGAGAAUCGGGGUGCCUCUGCCGCUUCAGCAUGUUUCUCUAUAG
Molecule: messenger RNA, 2618 nt
Organism: Hymenoscyphus albidus
Lineage: Eukaryota; Fungi; Ascomycota; Leotiomycetes; Helotiales; Helotiaceae
Source: the annotation of a GenBank genome assembly